AUGACCGAUAAUGGAAGGAAAUUCUCCAAUAGCAUGAUAGAUAAAUUAUGUGAAAAAUUCAAGUCCAAGCAAUACAAGUCAUGUAUGUACAACGCAGCUGCGAAUGAACUAGCAGAAGCAUUUAAUAAAACGAUAUGCUAUCUUCUAAAGAAAAUUGUCUACAAGUCGAAGAGGGAUUGGCAAGAAAGAAUCGAUGAAGCAUUUGGGCUUAUCGAACCACUCAUUACACUCCUACAGGGAUUACACCAUAUUCGCUUGUUUACGGUGUAUAGGUUGUCCUUCCCCUCGAAAAAAAUCUCAUCAUUAAGAAUGGCAAUGCAAGAGGGGUUGACUACUGAAGACAAUGUCAAGUUACGUCUUCAAGAGUUAGAAGACUUGAUGAAAAGCGACUAG
Molecule: messenger RNA, 393 nt
Organism: Cucumis melo (muskmelon)
Lineage: Eukaryota; Viridiplantae; Streptophyta; Magnoliopsida; Cucurbitales; Cucurbitaceae
Exons: 1
Coding region: 1-393 (130 amino acids)
Molecular function (GO): nucleic acid binding
Source: RefSeq, a predicted model, not a curated record